UUUUUCACUUAUUACGCCGCCAGUUUUAAUUGUUGCUCUUGGGUCGACAGUGACGCACGUUUUCUAGAUUUGCUGCCUGAACACAUCACAACACACAACCUGACAUUUUGCAUAUUCAAAAGAGUAGCCUAAUAAAAUCCCGGUUCGAUAUCUACUUAUAUGGCGCUGCUGCACAGUCUGCAUUCCCAAUUUUGUUGGCUCAGAACUGCCAAUGUUAUUUUGUUGCUUUGCUGGUUCCAAUCGAGUGUCGCUUACGGUGACUUUUACAUGGUGAAUUCAACGUUAAUUUAUGAUGCCUGCGUGAGUGAUUGUGAAACAUCUCAGCAGGUCGACCAAAUUCUGAUUGGGGACUGCCAACGAGGCUGCAGGUUAUUCGACACAUUAAUUAUUCAGAAUUCGAUAUUCGCACAAGUUGACGAGGCGAUUGCUCUCCCAAACUGUCAGCGGUCAUGUGCAGAAGCGUACGGUAGCGCAGUCGGUGCGGUGACGGCCUGUUUUGACGGCUGUACCAACGCCCAACGGGAAUAUCAUGCACGAUCUGUGCUACUGCGUCAAUACAUCAGUGAUUUACAACGCAACUUGACCUUUUUCGAAUGGUUUCCUAGGCGACCUAAAACAGUUAAUAAUUUCGGUUGGCCUUCCGCAUUGAAAAGCGGCAAAAGUGUUCGGCAUUCCGACGAAACUCUCAACACCAUCACUACUCCUCACAAUCUGAAUGAUUCCAGACUCUCGGACAAGUCGCAAAUGAAUUUUCGCGCCAAUUUGAAUCAGCAGCUGCCAGUUGAUGAUCAAAGUACGCGGAGAGGGACGUUGAAGCAACCGACCACAAUGCCCAACUGGAUGGUUCACAGCGCCUUGGCUGUUUUCGUUCUUGGCGCCAUCAUGGUUUUGGCAACAUGUUGCUACUGUUGCAUCUUUGGCCGACAUCACAUUACCAAAUACAUGCCGAGUCGGAGUAAGUCAAUUGAUAGCGAUCUGCCCCCAAGUUACGAACACCUUAUGAGGAACACUGUUUAAAUACCAUUUGCUGUGAUGUGAUAUUAUGUGUUAACAUUUCAUGAAACAGAGCAACGAGGAAUUUUAGUAUAUAACGUAUCUUAUAGAAUUAUAACACGGUGGAUUCAGACUAAACCAUGUGUAUUUGUGUA
This is a messenger RNA of Daphnia pulex (common water flea), 1148 nucleotides long. RefSeq lists its product as uncharacterized. Bases 160 to 1017 code for a protein of 285 amino acids. Lineage: Eukaryota; Metazoa; Arthropoda; Branchiopoda; Diplostraca; Daphniidae. The record is from RefSeq and is a predicted model, not a curated record. The transcript has 7 exons.